AUGGUUUCCUUUAGUUCUUUGAACAUACUUAUAAUCGCUGAUUUAAAGUCUUUGUCAAAGCUUCAAGGUCAGCCUGAGAUCGCCGCGGUGGACACCAGCUCCAAGGACUUAAAGGAGAAGAAGGAAGUGGUGGAGGAGGCGGAGGAUGGAGGAGAUGCACCUGCUAACAGGGACACUGAGAUUGAGGAAGAUGGGGAGCAGGAGGCUGACAAUGAGGUGGAAGAAGAGGAAGACAUAGGGAAGGAGGAGAAGGAAGGUGAUGGUGAGGAAGAGAAUGGAGAAGAUGAGGAAGCCGAGGCAGCUGAAGAUGAGGAGGAGGAGGAUGCCGACACCAAGAAGCAGAAGACCAAUGAGGAUGACUACACAGCAAAAAAGGAAAAGUUACACUUAACAAAACUUAACCUAUUCACGCUUCGCCUCCCGUCUCAGACUCUAAAUGUGGUCACCCUCGAGGACACAGCCCGCCGGCCGCCCCAUGUGGGCAGCGCCACCCUGCAGGUGACACACGCCCUCCACCAGCCAAAACCAGAGUGA
This is a messenger RNA of Neomonachus schauinslandi (Hawaiian monk seal), 534 nucleotides long. Its product is annotated as prothymosin alpha-like. The record is from RefSeq and is a predicted model, not a curated record. Lineage: Eukaryota; Metazoa; Chordata; Mammalia; Carnivora; Phocidae. Gene Ontology annotation, molecular function: histone binding. Gene Ontology annotation, cellular component: nucleus. The coding region runs from base 1 to 534 and encodes 177 amino acids. The transcript has 3 exons. Gene Ontology annotation, biological process: positive regulation of transcription by RNA polymerase II; negative regulation of apoptotic process.